GGGUAUUCAAAGUCUUGUAGACAGCGGGGUCAAGGAAUCGGAAAUUAGUUUCCAGCUGCAAUACAGCCGGCAGAAUCUGAAGAAACUACUGAUGGCGUAUCCCAACAAAGAGGUUAAAAAGGGAUUGGUGUCAACGUACAAGAAAGUCGAGAGGGAUAUGGGUUCAACUAGUAGUCAAUUGCAGGUGGUCUGGCGGUACAUGCAAGAUGACUUUAUUGCCCAGUACCAGGCGUAUGAUCAGAUAAUUCAAAAAUGCUACCCCAACACUGGGUUGCAACUGGACUUCACCGUCAAAGACCUGUUGAGUUACUUCUCCAGUAUUGCGGCGUCUCAUUAAAAUAGAAACUUUAAACCCUG
Sphaeroforma arctica JP610 is the source of this 357-nucleotide messenger RNA. RefSeq lists its product as hypothetical. Gene Ontology annotation, cellular component: exocyst; plasma membrane. The transcript has 2 exons. The record is from RefSeq and is a predicted model, not a curated record. Gene Ontology annotation, biological process: Golgi to plasma membrane transport; exocytosis. The coding region runs from base 92 to 337 and encodes 81 amino acids. Gene Ontology annotation, molecular function: phosphatidylinositol-4,5-bisphosphate binding. NCBI's taxonomy places the organism in Eukaryota, Ichthyosporea, Ichthyophonida.